Fonsecaea erecta is the source of this 984-nucleotide messenger RNA. RefSeq lists its product as hypothetical. The transcript is spliced from 5 exons. The record is from RefSeq and is a predicted model, not a curated record. Lineage: Eukaryota; Fungi; Ascomycota; Eurotiomycetes; Chaetothyriales; Herpotrichiellaceae. Gene Ontology annotation, molecular function: acetate transmembrane transporter activity. Gene Ontology annotation, cellular component: plasma membrane. Bases 1 to 984 code for a protein of 327 amino acids.
AUGGCGACCGAGCUUCAACACACCCCUACGUCUACGGAGAGGGAUAUGAUCGAAGAGAAGCCUGGAUUGACGCACACCAUGUCCUCCGGCGCGAUCUCUAUCAGCCCGGAACUUUUCGAAAAGCUCUACCUCACCCCUAAGGUCCCACAUGCCGGCGACAACAUCAAGAAGUUCGCAAACCCGACUCCGCUUGGUUUCGUUGGUUUCGUGAUCUCCACUAUGACUUUCGCCAUGGUCAUGAUGGGCUGGGGCGGUGCCAGCGGCCUCUCCCCCGUGGUCGGCAUCUUCUUCUUUGUCGGCCCGGUUCUGCUGGUCUUGACAGUCAUCUUUGAAUGGAUCAUGGGCAACUUCUUCUCGAUGAUGGUCUGCGGUCUUUUCGCAGUCUUCUGGCUCUCCUUCGGCAUGCUCCAGCUCCCGACGCUCGGCCUUGCGACGCCGUACUCGCCCAGUGGAACCAACGCCGUGGUCGGGUCAGCCUCAAAGGAGUACAACGCAGUUAUCGCCCUGUACUUGAUUGUCUGGGGAUUCGCGCUGUUCACCUUUUUCAUCUUCACUCUCAAAACGAACGUCGUGUUUGCCCUCAUCUUUUUGUUCGUGACCAUCGCCGCGUGGGUCUUGAGCGGUGCCUACUGGAAAGUCAGCACUGGAGAUUAUGUCACUGCAGGACAUUUACAGAAGGUCAGUUCAUUCUUUCCAUUCUUUCCCAAGAUUACGGUGCCGCUCUUUGCCGAGAACGCGUCUGUUUCAGCAGCUGCUAUUCGAAACCUGUCUGCAUUCUGGGGGUGUCACGGUACGCUAACCUGCCGAGAAUCAAAACAGGCUGGCGGGGCUCUACUCUUCGUGGUCGGCUGCCUGGGCUGGUAUAUGACUUUUGUCAUGAUGGCCGCAGAGAUGCGUCUCGCCAUCAAACUGCCCGUGGGUGACCUGAGCCACUUCUGGCCGAGGACGGACGUGGAAAUGGGACGGGCCGAGAAGCAGGCCUAA